Camponotus floridanus (Florida carpenter ant) is the source of this 2345-nucleotide messenger RNA. Its product is annotated as U6 small nuclear RNA (adenine-(43)-N(6))-methyltransferase. Gene Ontology annotation, cellular component: nucleus. Lineage: Eukaryota; Metazoa; Arthropoda; Insecta; Hymenoptera; Formicidae. The record is from RefSeq and is a predicted model, not a curated record. Gene Ontology annotation, molecular function: 23S rRNA (adenine(1618)-N(6))-methyltransferase activity. Gene Ontology annotation, biological process: rRNA base methylation. The transcript is spliced from 6 exons. Bases 160 to 1752 code for a protein of 530 amino acids.
CAAAUCGCAGCAAAGAACGAACAAGAACAAGUAUGAUGAUGUAUUUUAAAGGUCUCUCACAUGUGACUAUUCGUCGAAAAAGACAAUUAAUUUCAAUUAUGAUCGAUUGACAUAUGUAAUUGAUUGUAUUCGACAAAGCUUUUUUAGAUUGAUAUCAGGAUGAACGUGAAAAGAUAUAUUCAUCCAAGGAAUAAAUACAAGAAACCACCGGAUUACAAGCAACUCGCGGUCUUAUAUCCGGAGUUUCGCGAAAUUGCAAUUAUGGACAUUGCGGGCAAGAUCAGAAUCAACUUUCAAGACAAAAAGAGCCUACGGGUACUUACAGAAACACUUUUGAAGCAUGAUUUUGAUCUGCACAUAAACAUUCCUCCGGAUAAUCUAAAUCCAGCAAUCACUCUACGCAUGAAUUAUGUUUUGUGGAUUGAAGAUUUGAUGAAGUAUUUCAAAUUAGAUAUGAAUAAGAUCACAGGCAUCGAUAUUGGGACAGGAGCAAUUUGUAUAUAUGCUCUGUUACUGGCAAAAAUCUAUGGAUAUCAUAUGAUUGGCACAGAAGUAGAUAAAAAAAGCAUAGAGUAUGCAGAGAAAUGCAUAAUAAAAAAUAACUUGGAAAAUUUAAUUAAAGUAGUUACAGUAAAUUCCGAUAGAAUUUUUAAGGAUGCGGUGGAAGAUGAUAAAAUUUAUGACUUCUCGAUGUGUAAUCCACCGUUUUUCGAGAACGAUAGCGAUGAGAGAAUUGCAAAAGUUUUGCCACCAAGAAACGCGCCUAGUGGAAACGAUAACGAGCUAAAAACAACGGGUGGCGAAAUAGCUUUUGUAACGAGAAUGAUUGAGGAAAGUGUUGAUUUGGGAAAUCAAAUAAAGAUUUACACUACAAUGAUAGGCAGAAAAACUGAUUUGUUCAGUCUUAAAAAAUUAAUAAGAUCGAAAAAUAUAAAGAAUAUGACAUGGACGGAGUUUUGUCAAGGUUACACAACACGGUGGGGUUUGGCUUGGAGCUUCUUACCAGAAAAUAUUAUAGAUCUGAGUAGUGCACCUGUUAUCAGAAAAAGUGGAAAAUCAAUUGUACAGUCCUUAAAAAAAGAUUAUAAAACUUUGAUAACAUUUCCUAUGAAUGAUAAAUUUGCUUGCAUAAACGAUAUAAUAAAUUUUUUAAGAACAAUGGCAGAAGAAUUAAAUAUUAAGUUACAAGAUCUGUCUAUUCCUGAAGAUAGUUUGGACGACUGGUCAGGUCGAAUAACUGCUAAAGAAAGAUCAUGGGAACACGCGCGCAGAAAACGACGUUUAGCGCAACGACAGAUUGCGUUAAGAAAAGUUGAAAAUGAAGGCGAAGAACAUAUCAAAACAAAUGUAGAAACUGGAGAAUAUUCAAACUCUAUUGUCAUAAAAGAAUUUAAUGAUAUCGGGCAAGUUAAUAAAAAUUCUUCAGAUAAAACAUCCAUAAUUAAGAUUGAACAUGAAAAAAGUUCUGAUAAAAAAAUACUUGAAUGCGUUCCCAUACUUACUUGUAAGCUCUUGGUAGAGAUUGCAAGCUGUGAGGAGGCAAUUGUUCAAGAUGAUGUAUUUAGGAUAUGGAUGAUAUUUGAAAAUGGAAGCGGCGGUUUAGAUGCAUUACAAUCACUACGACAGUAUUUAAUAAAUAAAUUGGACGUAAAGGAAAAAAUUGUUAAUCCAUCAAAAUCUAUUAAAAAAAGGAAAGGAAAAAAAAGGAAAAUUUCUGAUAAAGAUGUUAAUAUUCCAUUGGAACAUUUAUAGUCAGACAAUAAAAAAAUUUUGUAGAAAAUCUCGAAAAUUCUUAAAUUAGAUCGAUGUUGUUAUUCAUAUAAAACGAUUUAUUCAUGCAAUAUGUUUAAGUCUGCUAUAACAGGAUGGUAUAUGUAAAUCAAAUUCGUAACCUUUUUAUUUAUAUAUAAUAUAUAAUAGACCUUAUAAUUAUUAUAAUUAUAUUCUGUUAUAAGUCCUCUUUAUAAUACAAUUUCGCUAACAAAUGUAGUAUACUAAUUCAUUAUUAUGAUUAUUAUUGCAAUGCGAAAAUGGAUUCGUCCGAGGAAAUAGUGAUCGACGCGAUGAUAUCGCUUCGUUGACAAUUGAUCAAUGUAUUUUUACUGUUUGCAACAAAAAUGUUGGUGCUUUUACCUCAGGCCUAAAAUGUUUCGCUUAAAAUCUACGAGGUGAAACAAGAUCGGCGUUUUUUCGGUCAUUAAAAACCUCGCGUUUAUCCCUAUUAUUACUAUUGUGUACUAAAUUAUCAACCGUUUAUCAUCGUUUAUCGAUCAAACUGCGGCGAAAGAUUUUGAUUUGGGCCAUGGAAGAGACGAGAUGAACAAAAAUUAAUAUUAACAGCACAG